This is a messenger RNA of Mesorhabditis belari, 972 nucleotides long. Lineage: Eukaryota; Metazoa; Nematoda; Chromadorea; Rhabditida; Rhabditidae. The record is from the annotation of a GenBank genome assembly.
AUGAUCUUUUCAACACUUUUAUUCGCUUUUGGAAAAAGUUAUCUUAUUUUGUUUUUGGCGAGGGCUGUUCAGGGGAUUGGAUCAGCUUGUGCAGCGACGGGAGGAAUGGGUAUGCUGGCUCAACAGUAUUCUGAUGACAAGCAACGAGCUCGUUACAUGGGAAUAGCGAUGGGUGGAAUGGCGUUAGGUCUUUUAAUCGGUGCUCCGUAUGGCGGUGCAAUGUAUGACAUUUUUCAUGGGAAAGAAAUCUGUUUCUUGAUCUUGGCUGGAUUGGGCGUGCUUGGAGUUGGUCUACAAUUGCUCGUUUUGCCACCAAAACUCGAAUUUCACGAGCACACAAGUGAGAGCACAUCAAUGCGCAAAUUGCUUAUGGAUCCAAGGAUUUUGAUUGCAGCUGGCUCAAUUUUUGUGGGCAAUUUGGGACUGGGAGUGCUGAGUCCGGGGCUUCAACUGUGGAUGGUUGACAAGUGGAAUUCGUCGGCUUUUGAACUUGGUGUUGUCUUCUUUCCCUCCUCAUUGGCCUAUCUCAUUGGCACAACAUUUGUCCCGAGCAUCUCAAUCAAGCUUGGAAGAUGGCGUUGCGUUCUUUUCGCUCUCCCAAUCAUUGCCAUUUGUCUCUCUUUUGUCUCUUUUGCACCAGCGAUCUUCUGGCUUUUCAUCCCAAUUACAGUAAUCGGGAUUUGCAUUUCCUUUAUCGACUCAGCAAUGAUCCCGUUAAUAACCCAUAUGGCCUACAUAAAGCAUAAAGAUGAAACAAACGCCUAUGCAAUCAGUGAUGCCGGAUUGAGUAUUGCGUUCUUUAUCGCACCGUUUGCUUCGGGUCCUUUAGUGCAAACAAUCGGUUUUCAAUGGACAACCUGGGCUUUCGCAAUUGGUAUUCUGUGUUUUGCUCCUUUAGCUUUACUCUUGCGAAAGCCUUCAAAAGGAGAGCGAUUACAGGAAACUUCAAUUACUUCAAGUGUUACCAAAAUG